UUCUAUUUAAAGCAUGGGGUAGGUUGCUUUAACAUGCGAAAAGAUAAGAGGAUUUACAUGUUAGCGUAUAGGCCCUACAUGUGUUAAUUUGUGGAAACAAACCCUCAUUUUAUACGCUAAUAUUCACCACGAAUAGAUAGGAAGGGGCCAGAAAGGAAAUUUUGGAAGGAAACAACAAAGACACCGGUGGAAUUUUGAGUCUCAUAUAUCGUGCAGUUUUUUUCAAUCCGAGAUACUUUGUGAAUGUUGGCCGUGUACGAGUAGGACCCUGUCAGUAGCCUACUAGCAUCUCGUGUGAUUAGGAAAGUAGAACUUGAGUGGCCGGAAAAGACCAGAACCGUUGAAUCAUCAUACUCCAUAUCACACAAAAUGGGGCUGUUUGAGAUAUCAUCCGGGUUCUUUGGUAUGGUACUGGAGAACGUGUACCAGAAUUCAUCAGAGAAAAUGUUAUCGACGUUUAAUCGUCUCGGAAGUGACAUGCACAGAGUGGCAUUCGUGUCAAAUAUGAAACAUUACCAAAAUGAGACCAACGAUAUGGUAAAGGAAAACUAUAAGGGGAAGUUCUCAAAACUGGCAGAAGAGGCCAGAGUGAAAGGCAAUAAAUUUUUCGGAAAGAGGGAGUAUGAUAGUGCCCUAAGGAAGUAUACUGACAGUGUUCUUUUUGCCCCUGUUGAGGAAAAUAAUAAUCAGCUUGCCCUCGCCCUUGCGAACAGAUCAGCCGCCUUGUACCAUUUGGGCAGACUGAAGGAAUGCCUAACUGACUGCGAAGCAGCGUUUAAACACGGCUACCCAGGUGACAUGCAUUACAAACUUCAUGACAGGAUGGGGAAAUGUUAUACACGUUUAGAGAAUCGAGAACAAUCCACAAACUGUUUCAAACGGGCAAAAUCUACGUUGAAUGAUGCUCACCUGGACAACAAAAAACAUCAAACCUGGACAGAAGACAUUGAGAGACAAUUGAAGAAAUGUGACCAUAUGCCGUUGGACACUCCGAAAGAUAAAAAUGAUACUGCCGAUUCAACAUCUGAACUUACCUACGGAAAGAAUCCACGCUAUUCCCGGGCAUCGUCUGCUGUUGAUAUUCGUUACACCCCCGGUAGAGGGCGCUUCGCAGUUGCUAAUAGGGAUAUUGAAAUUGGGGACACUUUGAUCGCGGAGCUUCCGUUUGCGUCAGUCAUGCUACCUGACUUCCUGGCUACACACUGCUACUGCUGUUACAAAAGGAUUAAACUUGCGUACCCAUGUAGACAAUGCAGUGGUGUCAGGUAUUGCAGCGAGGAAUGUAGUGAAAAAUCCUGGAAUUCUGGUCACAAAUUCGAGUGCAAGUUCACUGAUUUGAUAAUCGAUUCGGGAGUUAUUGUGCCAGGUCUACUCCCUCUGCGUCUUGUGACGUGCAUGGGUUUGAAAAAACUACUAGCGUUCCGAGACACGCUCUCAGAACAAGGCGAGGACUCUGGUGUAAACGCCGGUUGUAAUAAAGACGGUGAUUACUUGAAUAAUUAUUGGGCUGUUUAUAAUAUGGUGACCAACACUGAAUUGAGAGAACCAAAGGAGUUGAUUCAGCUUUCCAUGGUUGCCGUCUUCAUGCUGCAAAUUCUCCAAAAAUCCGGAUUCUUCGUCCAAGAUGGUAUAUCAUGCGCUGGGGAGGACAUUGCCUACGUCGGGGGUUUAAUAUUGAGACAUAUGCAACAGGCGCUGUGUAAUGCUCAUGAAAUUUGCGAGAUGUUGCUUGAAGAUGACUUUCGCCAUUCGAAAUUCUUAACGCUCGGCAUCGGUAUGUAUGUUACAUCUAGCCUGCUCAACCACUCCUGUAACCCGUCUGUGGAUCGUAACUUUGUAGGUGGGGACAGGGCCGUUUGUAGAGCAAUUACAAAUAUUAAAAAAGGCGAGGAGAUAACUGACGAAUACGGUGCUUUGUUCUUUUUACAAACGAAAGAACAACGACAAGCUGUCCUCCGGCCACAGUACUUCUUCGAUUGUAAAUGUGAGGCUUGUGUGAACAAUUGGCCUCUUCACGAGGACCUUUUGAACAAACUCCCUGUGGUCAGGUGUGAGAUGUGUGGCUCUGCGCUACAAGUACAAAACAAGGAGGGGCUUGAAAAAACGGAAUGCCCGAAAUGUUGUCACGUGACCAAUGCUCAGGAAAAGCUGGAUCUGUUAAUGGAGUCGCAUACGAAGUAUAUCGAGGCCAUGAAAUCAGCCAUAAAUGGAGACACCGAUGGAGCAUUACCAACAUUUGAGAAACAUCUAUCCCUGUUGUGUGACACAUUAUGCCAGCCAUGGUCUGAUUACAACAACUGCCAGGCUGCUCUGAAGCAGGCCUAUAGAAUCUCCGGCAACUGUAUACGAAAAAGAGAUCUCUAAUGCGAUGAGGAACAACAUCGAUAUUCUAACACUUAAAAUCGUUCGUAAUUAUAACCUGGCCUUAAAUCAGAUCCUGUGUUCGACCAUGUGAUUUAUCAAAAAUAAGAAAUUAAAGACCGGGAGCUUGUCUAUCACAUUUCCUCUAAUCGUGAAUGACGGGCUUAUAUUUCUUCUUAUGUGCAAUAACUGGUUUGUAAGCUUAUACAUUUGACAUUUACAUGAACCGUCUUAAGUGUGUUGUUGAUUGAGCAUCAGUUCAUCAUCACCUAUUUAAUGAGUCUUUUAAAUCAAACUGUGAUGAGACGAGUGAGUUUUGAUUAUUUUAUGAAAAACAACAUACAUCUAUCUUUGAACGGGCGUAUGGUUAUCCCAAUGGGUGCGAAUCUAUGAAGUGUUGCGGAAAUAUGAAUGGAAUUCAUUUUGUGUGCUACUUAGUAAUAAAAAUGCUGUGAAAUGGUCCUGUUUGCUCCAAAUGAAAACAAUGAUUACAAUAUAGCCCCCAAGAGUGCUAUAAUAAUAGGUAUGGUCCAAGAAAAAGUGAUUCAAAAGCAUGACUGAAAAGCAUUGUUCAAUGGAAUAAAUUGUGUUCUCAAAUACUGACAGAAAAAUAAAUGUGAGGCCUGUUUGGGCUACAAUAUCAAUCAUAAUGAAACACGAUAUUGUGCCUAUGAUGCAUAAGAUAAGAUAUAGAAUGAUUGUGACAUUAGAUACAACAAUGAACAACUAGCGCUGUCCAUAAAAAUAAAAUGAUUAAUUAACCUCGAUGUGUACUGUAAUAGAGGACGCGUGAAUACUGAGAGACUUGUUGAAAAGGAAAUAUGAAAUGUUUUUCUCGAAGAAUAGAUUAGGGUCUUGUAUUAUCUGUCAUUGAUAUUAAGUUAUACUGUCUCCUUGUGUGCCAUCAACAACAACGAAUCUGUACCUAAGAUAUCAAUCUGCAUGAUUAACGUUUUGUCAUUAUAUGAAUCGAGAUGAAAGCAUAGGCUCAUAGUGUGUGAGUGGAAAACAUUUCAAUUCGAAUGAAACAAACAUUUCAAAAGCUGUGUUAUAAGACGCAGUGGGACCAGUUAAAUGUCGAUGGACAGAUGGACAGUGAUGUUCAAAGAGAGUUUACUGUGUGCAAUUUUUCCGAAUUAUAACCAAUUGUACUUGCAUGAUUUUGCCUUUUGUUAACAUGAGUGUUUUGAAAAAAACAAUAAAAGUA
Molecule: messenger RNA, 3568 nt
Organism: Owenia fusiformis
Lineage: Eukaryota; Metazoa; Annelida; Polychaeta; Sabellida; Oweniidae
Source: the annotation of a GenBank genome assembly